CUUUGGCGGUUCAUUGUAUACCGUAUAUAUCAUUGUUGAACGUGAUUGUAAAAUGAAGUAAAUAAACGGACUUUCUGUUGUAUCGUUGAAAGAGGUAAGUUUUCGAAAAAGUGGCUGUCAAAAGUCUCAUAAACAGGAAUUGUAAUGGCUACGAAGUUAAAUAAAUACACGGAUCGUCAAAUAGCAGCAGUUCUCGAUACGGAAUCAGAUUCGGAUACACAGAACAGUACCUUAACUAAGGAUGUCAGGAAUGAAUUGCAAAGAAAAAGAAGUUCGAAAUUGCAUAGUAGAAAGCGUAAUGAUUCGGACGUAUCUACGGAUGACGGAAACGCACGUGGAACUUUUGAAUAUGCAUGCCGUAAGGAUUGUAAGGAACGCAUUUUGCAGGAAGAAAAAACUUCAUUUAAGAUUAAGUUAAGACGGUCCACGGAACAGAGUUUGUACAAAAUUGAUACUGACUCUGAAUGUGAAAAAUCUGGACGUAGGAAGCGUGUUGGUCGUUCUUUACAGCAAAAGAGAAUGAGCUAUUCAGAUGUAGAAAGUGAAGGUUCUUGUACAGACAAUAAAAGUUCAGCAGAUUCCACAAAUACUAUGAGAUGUAAAAAAGAAUUACGACAGUUGGAGAUCAAUGACAAUGUGUUGAGUACACCUAGAGCUAGAAAACCACCUUCAAGACUUUCUUUGUACCAUUGUGGCUCUUUAAGUUCCUUAAAUCAUAUGGAUAAUACUCAAAUAAAUUCUCCUUCUCUGAGGAGGAAUAGAAAGAAAAUUAAUUAUAAUGAAGAUAAAUUAAUCCUUAAUGUUAUAAAAGCUAAUAUAGAACUGGACAAUAAAAAAUCAAAGCAAAAGGAGAAUAAAGAUUCUAAUGUUUUCACUGUUAAAAAUAAAACAGAAUCUGAAAAGUUACGAUCAAAUGCUAGGAAUAAUAAACGAAAUCGUAUGCCUUCUGUAAAUGAUAGUGAGAAUGAUGGUAGCAUAGACUCUAAAAUAAUUAAAACAAAAUCAAUGAGAAAGUCCAAUGAAUCUGAGUGUAGUACAAACAAUGAUUUGAAUAAUUCUGUGGAAAGGAAAAAGGUUACAAAUGUGGAGCAGAAAAUAGUAACUACACCUGUUACAGGGAGUAAGCAGAAAAGAAUGAUUUCUGGAAAUACACCAAAAAAUGGUUAUGUUGUGAAUAAAGAUCAGGAUGAUAGCAGCGAAGAAGCUCUCAUUGAUAUGUACAAACAUGUAAAAAUCUCAUCGGCAGUUAAAAACACCACUCCUGGUAGAGAGGAUAAACAGAGGAGGGUAAAUUUUGAGAGUACGCCAAAAAAUGUAGAAUUUAUAAGCAAUAAUGAAAGCAACAGUGAGGAAGAAUGUCCGACCGAUACGUACAAACGUAUUAAAACUUCGUCCGUGAAAAAGAACAUCUCAGUGUCACAAAGGAAAAAUAACGCGAGAAGGAACAUUGAAAUACAACUGGAAGGAACCAUUUUAAAUACCCCUAAAUCGCGUUCAUUGAAACUUAAAAACUUGACACCAUCAAUGGGGAAAAGAAAUAGCACUUUAAUGAAACCAUCUACACCUUUACAAGAGGCUCGAUCCAGACUUCACGUUAGUGCUGUGCCAAAAUCUUUGCCUUGCAGAGAGGAAGAAUUCAAUAACAUUUUCACAUUUCUUAAAGGAAAAUUGGAAGACAAAAGUGGAGGAUGUAUAUACAUAAGUGGAGUACCAGGAACAGGUAAAACUGCAACUGUAAAUGAAGCUGUAAGAUGCCUACGAAAACUAACAAGUAAAGGACAGUUAGAUGACUUUGAUUAUGUUGCAAUUAAUGGAAUGAAAUUGACAGAACCAAGACAGUCUUAUGUACAAAUUCUGAAGCAAUUGGGUGGUAAAACUGUUACAUGGGAGCAAGCGUAUCGUGUACUUGAAAAGAGAUUUCAUAAUGUCAAUUCCAAAAUGACAUUGCUUCUUGUAGACGAGCUCGACUUUCUAUGUACGAAACGUCAGGAUGUUGUAUACAAUUUAUUGGAUUGGCCAACAAAGGCAACAGCGCAGCUAAUUGUUGUGACUAUAGCUAACACCAUGGACUUACCCGAGAGAGUUUUGAUGGGUCGUGUUACAUCACGUUUGGGCCUUACUCGAUUAACUUUUCAACCAUACAAUUACAAACAGUUGCAAGAAAUAGUAAUGUCCAGACUCAAGGAGUUCGACGGUUUCAGAAGCGAAGCUGUACAACUUGUUGCACGAAAAGUUUCUGCCGUGUCUGGAGAUGCUAGACGAGCCUUAGAUAUAUGCCGUCGCGCAAUGGAAAUCGCGGAAUCACGAAACGCCGAAACGAUAUCUCUUCAAGAUGUUACGGAAGCUGUGUCUGAAAUGAUCGCAUCCGCAAAGGUUCAAGCUAUAAAGCAUUGUUCGAAAAUGGAGCAAAUAUUUUUACAAUCGAUAUCUGCGGAGGUGACACGAACCUCCAUCGAGGAGGUAUACUUUAAAGAUGCGUACAAGCAACUUGAAUCGCUCUGCUCUUUCGACGGCAUAGAAAUACCUACUGUAUCGGAGACACUUGCUAUCUGCGGACGAUUGGGAGCUAGUAGACUAUUAAUAUGUGAACAUUCAAGAAACGACAUCUACCAGAAAAUUUUAUUGAACGUCUCCAUAGACGACAUUCACUAUGCGAUCCAGGAGCUAGAUUUUAAUUCGAAAUAA
Dufourea novaeangliae is the source of this 2685-nucleotide messenger RNA. RefSeq names its product origin recognition complex subunit 1 (gene Orc1). The transcript has 6 exons. NCBI's taxonomy places the organism in Eukaryota, Metazoa, Arthropoda, Insecta, Hymenoptera, Halictidae. Gene Ontology annotation, cellular component: nuclear origin of replication recognition complex. The record is from RefSeq and is a predicted model, not a curated record. Bases 145 to 2685 code for a protein of 846 amino acids. Gene Ontology annotation, biological process: DNA replication initiation; mitotic DNA replication checkpoint signaling. Gene Ontology annotation, molecular function: ATP binding; ATP hydrolysis activity; DNA replication origin binding.